This is a messenger RNA of Arabidopsis lyrata subsp. lyrata, 1063 nucleotides long. RefSeq lists its product as uncharacterized. The coding region runs from base 379 to 837 and encodes 152 amino acids. The transcript has 2 exons. NCBI's taxonomy places the organism in Eukaryota, Viridiplantae, Streptophyta, Magnoliopsida, Brassicales, Brassicaceae. The record is from RefSeq and is a predicted model, not a curated record.
AUCACUCUCAGUUCUAAAAUCACGCCUCUCUCUUGCUUCUUAAAAGUAAGUUCUUAGUUUAGUAGUUUCGAGAGUAUAUCGUAGAUCAAGUUUGCUUAAGUAUAUCACUCAUGUACUCGAGUAUUAGUUCGUGAUCGUUUGUAUCCUGUGAUUCAUAAAUCGGGAUUGUCCGAAAGUACUUACGGCCGAUUUAUUGAAUUAAGAAAAAAAAAAAUCAUAUCUUGCCUCCAUGAUUUAUAUUAUUUAAGUUACGUCUUUAAAUUACUGUUGUAAUUCGUUUAUGUUAUUGAUGCGGACAUCGACUUUAACCAAACUGCUGAACUACAUCUUGUACUACAUCCUACACUACAUCCUGUACCAGAAGUCCGAGAAGGUCCCAUGACACGUUCAAAGUCUAAACAACUCAAGAAAAGGUUCAAUUUAGCUGUGCAAGACAUUCUAAGCUCCUUAGAGCAGGAGGAAGUAAACUGGUCCGUAGCACCCCAAACCGGAUAUGAUCCAAUAGCCGAAGAAGAGCUUGCUGAAGCUUUCACCCAAAUGAGUCUUGAACGAACUACUCCCCAAGGUAUGAAAUCUUCUGUGACAGGUCCAGAAGCCCCUAGAAUCCAAGAGAAGACUUUAGAGCUGCAGGAGACGUACGAGACAAGCUUCACUUCCGAGAGUGAUCAAGAGAGUCAAGAUCAAGACCAAGACACCAAGGACGUGGAAGAGCUCCAAGACACUGAUCAAGAUACUCAAGAGGAACUCCAGGAAGGCCCCUACUUCAAGAAACCAACAAGUAAACGAGCACAAGAUAUGACUCCUGAAGUAGGUCCAAUAAGCCCACACAACGGCUAGACUCGUCAUCAAAGCGUGCUCCUCAAGAGAGUUUAAGUAGUUUCCUUAUUUAGUUAUUUUCUUUCUAAAAACAAUGGUUUUUGUUUUUUGCUUUUAUUUGCUUCCUUUUUUGUGUAUUUGCAUUUAUUUUCGGCCCUAGGCUAGCUGAAGGACUCUUAUAAAGUCCCCCUGCAGCAGUUGUACGAUUUUCACCUUUGAUUAUCAAUAAAGAACCCGAAUUUUCUUA